AUGACCCCAAGAUACCAUCCACCUAAUCCGGACCUCCAACAGUCGCCAGGAAGGUUAGCGUCUCACACUCCAAACACUAGACAUGAAAGCGUUGUCUCUACUUCGUCGUCUUCACACCAGUUUGUUGUUGGUGCUGGCCGGAAGCCACUGGAACCACGCCUAUCUCGGGGGAAGUGUUUAGCGUCGGCUCUGGCAUCCAUCCUUUCACUUGUGACGAUCCUGGCGGUGUUGGCACUGUGUCGGACCAGCCAAAGGAGACUGGAUUCUGGAGGAGCAGUACGGCGUAGUCUUUCGGAUACGGAAGAUGACCGGGAGCAGUCGGAAAUUGUAGAGCAAUGCCUGGAUUUGGAACAGGAGCUUGGCCUUCCGGUAGCUGCUUCGGCGUACGGCGAGGAGGCCAGCGAGGCAACCUCCAGAAUAGUCGCCAUGCUAUAUGAUUCUGCAGCGGCUUUUGAACAGAUGAGGGUUCUUGGUUUACAGAAGAGACAGGAUGGGGCUCAUUCGCCCCCGCCUAAGCUUCCUCGGCUGCACCAGGCAGGGCCGCCCGCCUUGUACUCACAAGGGUCUUUCGGCUCCUUCUGGCCACAGUCUGGUGGAGGGCUAGUCGAAAGUGUUGUCGGCGCCUUAGAUGCAGAUGCCUGGGUGACGGAUGAUUCUGAGCUAGUCUUUGGAGAAGGCGAGCAGCAGCGACACAUGGCGAAACCGGAGGAAGUACCAGGCCUUCAGCGGAAGGUAUCAUCGUCUCAAAGUUAUCCGUUGGCAUUGUAUGAAGGAGACAGUAAGCCGUCGGCUGCUCUGUCGCUGGGCAAACCGAACAGCGCUGAGCCCGGGCUGUCUCCUAAAGGCUGGAUCGACGGUUCGUGA
Eimeria mitis is the source of this 864-nucleotide messenger RNA. RefSeq lists its product as uncharacterized. The record is from RefSeq and is a predicted model, not a curated record. Lineage: Eukaryota; Apicomplexa; Conoidasida; Eucoccidiorida; Eimeriidae.